Molecule: messenger RNA, 1051 nt
Organism: Mesitornis unicolor (brown roatelo)
Lineage: Eukaryota; Metazoa; Chordata; Aves; Mesitornithiformes; Mesitornithidae
Gene: AKAP8L
Product: A kinase (PRKA) anchor protein 8-like
Exons: 7
Cellular component (GO): nucleus; nuclear matrix
Molecular function (GO): protein kinase A regulatory subunit binding; DNA binding
Source: RefSeq, a predicted model, not a curated record
GUUACGGGGAUUGGAAUUCUGGGACGAACAGAGGUUACGAGGGCUACGGUUACGGCUAUGGCUACGGCCAGGAGAACUCGGGCAACUACGGCUACGGCGUGGCCGCCUCCAACUCCUGGGAAAUGGCCAACUCAGACGUGGAGAUGAACCCUGACGGGGGCGGCGGCGGCGACACCGUCCUGGCCAAAAUGAACCAGCGCAUGGACAUGGUGGCGCACAUGGACCCCGACGCCAUGCAAGGGGGGGGACACUACGGAUCCGGCGGCGACCGGUACGACUCGUACGAGUCCUACGACUCGAGGUCUUCCAUGAACGACCGCGACAUGUACCGCUCUGGCUACGACUACGACGCCGCCGAGCACGACAACGACGGCGCUUACGAGGGCCACUACGACAACUUCUACGGCAACCGCCGCGAUCAGUACCACAACCGAGCGCGGGAGAAUUUUGGGCAGCGGGGUCAAAACUGGGGCAGAGACGGACGCAAUAACAGACCCAUGGGGUCUUCCUACCCCGGGCGCCAGUGGAACGAGCCUCCGCCGUCGAUGGGAUCGCGCGGCCCCCACGGUUCCUCCCGGCUCCCUUCCCUCUUCUCCCACAACAUCAUCCCCGAGCUGGGCAUGUUCCAGGGGAUGCGCGGUUUCUCGGGAAACCCGCGCUACGGAGGAGGGAUGAUGAAACAGCGAAUGAGGAGGAACUGGAAAAUGUGGGACUCGGAUUUUAAACCCCAGAAAAAGAAACUCAAGAAGGAUCUCACCGGGAAGAAGCGGAAGCAGGCGAACAGCUCCGACGAACCCGACAGCAAAGCGGCGAAGACGGACGGCUCCGAUAACUCCGACUCCGACAAUGAGGAGGGAACAGAAGGCGAAUCGGGGGAAAAAGAGGAAAAAGAAGGCUCCAGAGGUGAAGGGGAAGAUGACGAAGGAAGAGAUUCGGAGAGAGGUGCGCUCACGAUUCAGGAGGAGAUCAGCCAAAUCAAGCGCAAACUGCAGGCGGGCAAGAAAACCCAAGAGAGGCAAAAGAAGAGGCACCGGGACCGCAUGGUGGAAAG